AUGGCACUUGGUCAUUUUCAAAAACAAUGUUCACAAACCAAAGAAACUUGUCGUACAUGCAGCGAAGUUGUCGAUGAUAUGAAGAAUCAUAUAUGUUCGAAGAUAGAAAAAUGUAUACAUUGUCAAUUGAACCACAAAUCUAGUUCUCUUAAAUGUCCUGUUGUUAAAGCUUAUCGUGCAGAACUGACUCGUAAACUAUUAUAUAUAAAUAAUCCACCUGCAGCUACAGUUAAUAUUAAUAAUAUUAUGCAAAAUUAUGUAUACAAGUCGUCGAACUUUACACCGCCUCCUGUUUCUUAUGCAUCAGCAAUUAAUUCAACAAUUAAUUCAACAAUUAAUCCUAUGAUUAAUCCUAUGAUGAAAAAACUUGAUGAAUUAAUGAACACUAUGUCUGAAAUGAAGAACCAACUUAUUAGUUUUGAAGCUAAACAAAACACAAUCGAACAAUUCAUUAUUGCUAAACAAGAAGGUGAUAAUCUUAUCAAACAAAAUUUGGAGGAACUUUCUAAGCAUCAAUUAAAUCUGGAAAAAGAAGUUACUCAUUAUGGUUUAUUUAUUGAUCGACAUGAAAAUUUAUUUAUGAAGUUAUCGAUACCUAUAUUUCAAGAUGUAUUUACAUUUAUUUCAUCUUUGAAUCAAGAUAAGAAGGGUAAUACAUUGGAUACUGAUUUAAAAGGUAAAAUAGAGCGUUACCUUAUGCAAAUGAAGAAUGUUCAAGUUAGGAAGAAACUGGAAUGA
Molecule: messenger RNA, 738 nt
Organism: Adineta steineri
Lineage: Eukaryota; Metazoa; Rotifera; Eurotatoria; Adinetida; Adinetidae
Source: the annotation of a GenBank genome assembly